Messenger RNA from Cucurbita moschata (crookneck pumpkin), 2470 nucleotides. Its product is annotated as pentatricopeptide repeat-containing protein At3g61520, mitochondrial-like. The record is from RefSeq and is a predicted model, not a curated record. Gene Ontology annotation, molecular function: protein binding. The transcript has 2 exons. The coding region runs from base 290 to 2137 and encodes 615 amino acids. Lineage: Eukaryota; Viridiplantae; Streptophyta; Magnoliopsida; Cucurbitales; Cucurbitaceae.
UCAAAAUCACAAACGCCCAAAAGGCGGUUAGUCUCUCUCAAUUGCUCUUGCUCCCCUCGCUCAGCCGCUGGCAGCAAACACCGGCUUCUCACUUCGGUGGACAAGUAUGUUUUCUUCUCUUUUGGAAUCUAAAGCAUAAACAAAAAAAAUUCAAGAACUCUUCUAUUCCAUAACUUCAAAGAAGAUUUGAGGACCGAGAAUUCUAUUUGGCCAUUAUUGAUCUCCCUGUUCGAGAACCCAGUUAACCGAAUUUGAUUUUUGAGCUUUACGAGACCUUAAAGGAGCAGAAAUGGCUCACUCGACAACCCAGAAUGCUGUUAAUCUGCUUCGGCGUCUUGGAAGGUCUGGCAUGGUUGACGAGGCGCUUGCUGUGUUCACUGAACUUGAUCCACAUAAGAAAAACACAUAUGUUCGUAAUGUGAUCAUUGAUUUGCUUCUGAAAUCUGGGCGAGUUGAUAAUGCAUUGAAUGUGCUCGACGAAAUGCUGCUUCCAGGUUCGGAGUUUCGACCCAAUGAUAUAACUGCUGAUAUUGUUUUCACUAAAUUGUUGAAGAUAAAUGGGUCGGAUUGGAGAGUCAAGGAAAAUGAAAUUGCUGGGUUGGUAGCCAAAUUUGGUAAACACCAUGUUGUUCCUAAUCCCAUUACAUUAACCCAGUUGAUCUCCAAGCUUUGUAGGAGUAGAAAUAUAGAUCUUGCAUGGAGUGUUUUAGAUGAUUUGAUGACAUGGAAUGGUCUUAAAGAUGCUGCACCCUGCAAUGCGCUCUUAACAGGUUUGGGAAAGGAGAGGGAAUUUGAGAAAAUGAAUUUGCUAAUGCGAAAGAUGAAGGACAUGAAUGUUCAACCUAAUGUUAUAACUUUUGGUAUUCUUAUCAACCAUAUGUGUAAGUUCAGAAUGAUUGAUGAUGCACUAGAGGUGUUUGAGAAAAUGAAGGGCGAAAAGGAGGAGGCCAAGGCCGUUGCGCCUGAUGCAAUCACUUACAAUACAUUGAUUGAUGGGCUCUGUAAAGUGGGUAGACAAGAAGAAGGAUUGCGCUUGCUGGGAACAAUGAGAUCUGAUGGCUGUAAACCCAAUACUGUUACCUACAAUUGUUUGAUUGAUGGGUACUGUAAGGCAGGUGCAAUCGAGACAGCCCAUGCGCUCUAUGACGAGAUGGUCAAUGAACAAGUCGUGCCAAAUGUAAUCACCCUCAAUACUUUAGUUGAUGGAAUGUGCAAGCAUGGCAGAAUAAGCAGCGCGGUCGAGUUCUUCAGGGAAAUGCAGCAGAAGGGCUUGAAAGGAAAUUCUGUUACUUACACGGUGUUCAUCAAUGCUUUUUGCAAAGUGAACAAUAUCGAUAAGGCAAUAGAAUUUUUUGAUGAAAUGUCCAAAGCUGGAUGUUUUCCUGAUGCUAUUGUCUAUUAUACUUUGAUAUGUGGUUUAGCCCAAGCUGGAAGGUUGGACGAUGCCACCUCCGUUGCGUUGAGGAUGAAAGCGGCAGGGUUUCGACUAGAUCUUGUUUGCUACAAUCUUCUUAUCAGUGAGUUUUGUAAGAAGAACAAAUUAGAUGAAGCUAAUGAAUUGCUGGAUGAAAUGGAGGUGGUUGGAAUCAAGCCUGACAGUGUCACAUACAACACUUUGAUUUCUUACUUCAGUAAAAUGGGGAAUUUAGAAUUAGCCCUUAAAUUUAUGGAAAAGAUGACCAAGGAGGCGUGUCUUUUACCGAGUGUCUUCACUUAUGGAGCUGUGAUUCAUGCAUAUUGCUUGACCAACAAUACUGAUGAAGCCAUGAAGCUUUUCAAGGAAAUGACCGCUACAUCAAAGGUUCCUCCCAACACAGUGAUAUACAAUAUAUUGAUAGAUUCUCUAUGCAAAAGAAAUGAGGUCAGUUCCGCUCUUGCUCUAUUUGACGAUAUGAACGUUAACGGGGUUAAGCCGAACACCACAACAUAUAAUGCUAUUUUGAAAGGGCUGAAGGAGAAGAAAUGGUUGGAGAAAGCGUUAGAAGUUAUGGAUAGAAUGGUGGAACAAGCAUGUAAUGCUGAUUAUAUAACAAUGGAGAUUUUAACAGAAUGGCUUUCUUCCGUGGGUGAAACUGCAAAAUUGAAAAGAUUUACACAGGGAUACAAGGUUUCUGAUUUUGCAGCCUCAAGUAGCUGAAAGGGUGAGGUGAUUUGUUUUGAUUAAUCGACAUGCUUAUCGGUAAAUAAUCAAAACUUUCUCAAAACUUUCUCAUGGCGUUGUGCCAAAUAUCUGAAUUCUUAGCGUAUUUAACGAUACGACUUCGAGGGGAGGAUUAGGAAAGGACCUGUUGUUCUUCUAGUUCAGCUGCAUCAGGAUCAUAUUAACAACUAGUCCUACCCUUUGUAGUGUGAUUAUCUCAAAAACUCGAAAAAAGGAGGUGAUGGUGCUUGUCAUUUGAUCUAUAACCAAAAAUGGUGGUGCAGGACUUUUGGUUCAGUAGGAAAAUCUACACGAAAUACAUUGGAUAGA